Messenger RNA from Ornithorhynchus anatinus (platypus), 2321 nucleotides. RefSeq names its product abhydrolase domain containing 4, N-acyl phospholipase B (gene ABHD4). The coding region runs from base 181 to 1137 and encodes 318 amino acids. Lineage: Eukaryota; Metazoa; Chordata; Mammalia; Monotremata; Ornithorhynchidae. The transcript is spliced from 7 exons. Gene Ontology annotation, molecular function: phosphatidylcholine lysophospholipase A1 activity. The record is from RefSeq and is a predicted model, not a curated record. Gene Ontology annotation, cellular component: lipid droplet.
CGGUCCCUGGGACCUUCGCCCUGAUCCGCACCCAUGCAGGGACUCCAUCCUCAAAGCCAAGGAAGGUAGCGCCAUGUCUCCCUGCGACUGCUUGGAGAAGUCACCUCCUUAUUUGGAGUCCGGAUACAGUUGCCCCAAGGCUGGCUGAGCGGCUGGCUACCUGCCUGGCGUCCUACCUCCAUGUCUCAGCUGAAGAAUGUGGAAGCCCGGAUCCUCCAGUGUCUCCAGAAUAAGUUCCUGGCCCGGUACGUGUCCCUCCCGAACCAGAACAAGAUCUGGACGGUGACCCUGAGCCCCGAGCGGCAGGAGCGCACGCCCCUGGUGCUGGUGCACGGCUUCGGCGGGGGCGUGGGGCUCUGGAUCCUCAACAUGGACUCGCUGAGCGCCCGGCGCACCCUGCACACCUUCGACCUGCUGGGCUUCGGCCGCAGCUCGCGGCCCCCUUUCCCCCGCGACGCGGAGGGGGCCGAGGACGAGUUCGUCUCCUCCAUAGAGUCCUGGCGCGAGGCCAUGGGGAUCCCCCACAUGAUCCUCUUGGGCCACAGCUUGGGGGGCUUCCUGGCCACUUCCUAUUCCAUCAAGUAUCCCGACAGAGUCAAACACCUCAUCCUGGUGGACCCGUGGGGGUUCCCCCUCCGGCCAACAGACCCCAGUGAGAUCCGGGGGCCGCCAACCUGGGUCAAAGCCGUGGUCUCCGUCCUGGGCCGUUCCAACCCGUUAGCGGUCCUGAGGGUAGCAGGGCCCUGGGGCCCGGGACUGGUGCAGCGAUUCCGCCCUGACUUCAAGCGCAAGUUCGCCGACUUCUUUGACGAUGACACGAUAUCAGAGUACAUCUACCACUGCAACGCCCAAAAUCCCAGCGGAGAGACGGCAUUCAAAGCCAUGAUGGAGUCGUUCGGCUGGGCGCGGCGUCCCAUGCUGGAGCGGAUCCACCUGAUCCGGAAGGACGUGCCCAUCACCAUGAUCUACGGGUCUAACACCUGGAUCGACACCAGCACCGGCCAGAAGGUGAAGCUGCAGCGGCCGGACUCCUACGUGCGUGAUGUGGCCAUCGAGGGGGCCUCUCACCACGUCUAUGCCGACCAGCCCCACAUCUUCAACACGGUGGUGGACGAGAUCUGCGAGUCGGUGGACUGAGCGUCCGGCCGGCUCGGAGGAAGGAGAAAGGAGAGCACCUACUCGGCCUUCGCUUCCCUCUCUGCUUCCCACUCUCCCUCUAGUCCUCACUCUCACCAACUAACACGUGGCCCCCAGCCCGGCCCCUGCAGGGCCAGCACGGGGCUGGCCAAGACCACGCGGGCGCUGGGCACGCCCCGAGAGGGUCGGUAUCGGGGCUGCCCGGCCGAACGUGACCCAGGGACCGGGGCGGGGGGGGGGGGGGCUCGAGGCGCCGUCCGGCGCUGGGGAAAGCCCCUCCCUGCCCAGGAUCCAAGGAAUAUGGCCUCAGGAGUCCAGGAUUUCUGCUGGCCGUCUUGCCUUCUCCUCAGGGGGAGGAGAGGAGGCAGCGACCAUUUCCCCCAGCUCCUGAACCACACCGCCCCACAGAGCCACUGGGGACCGGGUCCCCCUCGUAACCCCUCUCGGGAAUGUUGGGGGCAUUCCCCCUCUCAGGAUACUGGGGCUCUAACCAGACCCCUGCUUCCCCUUUCAGGACCACACCCCACUCCUCCUGCCUAUCUCUGGUCAGCACCGAGGCCCAGGUCCCCUCCCUCAGACCAACCGACGUCCCUCCGGUGCCCCCUCGGCCCUGGGCCGCUGCUGGGCCCUUGGGGUGAGCCCAGCUCCCUUCUCCCUGACUCUUAAAAGAGACCACGCGGGUCUCGGCCAGUGCCUUGGGGCCUUGCGCCCCCCUCCCCGAUCGGGAGAGCAAGGACAACCCUUGCCCCCCAACUCCACCCCCAGCGGCGGCGUGUCUGCAGCAGCUCCCUCUUCCACCCCGCCGGCCUGCCCCCCGAUCCCUCUGGAACCGGGUUUGGCCUUCGCAGGCCGUGGGGCUUCCUCCUGCUGCUUAUCUAACCCUCUCACACCUUCUGCCGUGUUUCUCUCCCUGUCUAACCUCCGCCCCAUCCCAGCCGCCCGGGCGCCGGCCCUCCUCCCCCGGCUGCCCGCUGGGCCCACUCCCUUGGGCUCCCGCGUGGGCUCGGCGGGCCUGACCGGAGGCAAGGGGCUGGCUGGGGCCGUGCCCGCCCGUGGACCUAACCUCUGUGACCUCGUGCUCGUGCAAAGCCAAAACCUCUUAUCAGUAUUCCAUCCGAAGGCUUUAUAUGGACCCUUUCACCCAGGCCCUUUUUCUAUGUUAAUAAAGAAACCGAGGAAACGUC